UUCGGCUACUCUUCCUCAACAAAGAAAGAGAGAGACCGCUUGACCCAAUGAUAGCUAUUUCAUUUAAGUCUCCCAUCUGCCCAUCAUUAAAUUCUUCGUUUUAUAUAGAGCAUUUUUCAGUCUUUAAAUAAACCUAUCAUUAGUCAUUACCUCCAUAUUUCCUAGCUCUUAGUUAUAGUAACAUAACAUAAUAAACUAGGGCUUUCUCCACUCCAAAUCUUAUAUCUCCUCCCAAAGAAGCUGGAAUAGUGGCAGUUUCAUAAUGGCACACCCCACGCCACCACACACCAACUCAUCAGCCAAGCCCAAAUACCUCAAGCUUGGCUACCAAUACAUAGUCAACCAUUUCCUAACGUUGUUGCUGGUUCCGGUCUCGGCUGCCGUCUCGUUUGAGGUCCUCCGAUUAGGCCCCGAAGAAAUCGUAAUCUUUUCGAAUUCCUUAACCAACAUGGAUCCUCUCACAGUCUUGUGUUCUCUUUUCUUCGUCGUCUUCGUCGCCACCGUCUACUUCAUGUCUAAACCUCGUUCCAUUUAUCUUGUCGACUACGCCUGCUACAAACCUCCGGUCAGCUUUCGGGCUCCAUUUUCCGCCUUCAUGGAACACUCUAGACUGAAUCUUAAAAACAAUCCCAAGAGCGUGGAGUUUCAAAUGCGCAUUCUUGAAAGGUCUGGCCUCGGGGAAGAAACUUGUCUCCCUCCAGCGAUUCAUUACAUUCCUCCCAAGCCCACCAUGGAUGCCGCCAGGGGCGAGGCGGAGAUGGUCAUUUUCUCCGCCAUUGAUGCUCUCAUGAAGAAAACAGGUCUAAAACCCAAAGACAUUGACAUACUCAUAGUCAACUGCAGCUUGUUUUCCCCCACUCCAUCAUUAUCUGCAAUGGUUGUGAAUAAGUACAAGCUGAGGAGUAACAUCAAGAGCUACAAUCUCUCCGGUAUGGGGUGCAGUGCCGGAUUGAUUUCAAUCGAUCUGGCACGUGACCUUCUUCAGGUCCACCCCAACUCCAACGCUUUAGUCGUUAGUACCGAGAUCAUCACUCCCAACUACUAUCAAGGCUCGGAAAGAGCCAUGCUCCUCCCGAACUGUCUCUUCAGAAUGGGAGGGGCCGCAAUCCUGCUAUCAAACAAGACUCGGGAUUCUGGCCGCGCCAAAUAUAGGCUCAUACACGUCGUUCGCACCCAUAAGGGUGCGGAUGACAAGGCAUAUCAGUGCGUGUAUGAGCAGGAAGACCCUGAGGGCAAAGUGGGGAUAAACCUCUCAAAAGACCUCAUGGUGAUCGCCGGAGAAGCGUUGAAAUCUAAUAUCACGACGAUCGGCCCCGCUCGUCCUCCCGGCUUCUGAGCAGCUCCUCUUCCUCUUCACCUUAAUCGGGAGGAAGAUCUUUAACCCGAAGUGGAAACCCUACAUCCCGGACUUCAAACAAGCGUUCGAGCACUUCUGCAUCCACGCUGGUGGACGAGCAGUGAUCGACGAGCUUCAGAAAAACUUGCAGCUCUCAGCAGAGCAUGUGGAGGCAUCAAGGAUGACACUCCACAGGUUCGGAAACACUUCAUCGUCAUCGCUGUGGUACGAGCUGGCUUACAUUGAAGCCAAAGGGAGGAUGAAGAAGGGGGAGAGGAUAUGGCAGAUAGCGUUUGGGAGUGGAUUCAAGUGUAACAGUGCGGUUUGGAAGUGUAACCGCACCAUUAAAACAGCCAUGGCUGACGGACCGUGGGCAGAUUGCAUUCAUCGGUACCCUGUGCACAUCCCUGAAAUCGUCAAGCUCUGAUUUCGUUGAAGUUAGAACUCAUAGAUUUACUAUUACAUACAAACUGUGUUAAGACCUGGAGUUCCAUUAAAUCUUAAUAGGCCUUUAUUACCACCUGUUCUCCACUCUUAUUUUUUUCAUGUGUUUAUUUCCAUACCUGUAUGAUUUGUACGUGCUCUUGAGGUGUGGUGAAAAGUCUGUAAAGCAUCUUGAAACUGCAUUUAGUGAUGUAAGUCAUAACAGAUUAAUAUUGAUGUGGAAAUAUACAAAUUAAAGUCUGAACUUGUCUUUUUCUCCCU
Molecule: messenger RNA, 2041 nt
Organism: Cuscuta epithymum
Lineage: Eukaryota; Viridiplantae; Streptophyta; Magnoliopsida; Solanales; Convolvulaceae
Source: the annotation of a GenBank genome assembly